This is a messenger RNA of Phymastichus coffea, 1471 nucleotides long. RefSeq names its product GATOR complex protein NPRL2 (gene Nprl2). The transcript is spliced from 9 exons. Bases 118 to 1317 code for a protein of 399 amino acids. Lineage: Eukaryota; Metazoa; Arthropoda; Insecta; Hymenoptera; Eulophidae. Gene Ontology annotation, molecular function: GTPase activator activity. Gene Ontology annotation, biological process: cellular response to amino acid starvation; positive regulation of autophagy; negative regulation of TORC1 signaling. The record is from RefSeq and is a predicted model, not a curated record. Gene Ontology annotation, cellular component: GATOR1 complex; vacuolar membrane.
AAUAAAAUUUUUCGCGCUCGUUGCGCGCGCAGCUAAAAAGCGUGGUAAACGAAACUGGAGCACUUGUCAAACGAAAAGAUUGCUCCACAACAAAAAUUAUUUCCUCGAAGGAGUUAAAUGACAAAGGAAAAUAUGUCUUUUCCCGCUACAAAGGCGGACGAUACGGGUCAGGAAGGGCCAAUUAGAUGUAUUUUCUUUUCGGAAUUCCAUCCAACGGCUGGUCCGAAAAUUACUUGUCAGGUCCCAGACAAUUUUAUAUCGAAGGAUAUUUUUGAUAAUGUCAGUGUUUACAUUAUUCCAAAAGCUCAACUUCAGAGAAGUACAAUUACAGUAACGUUGAAGGACUGUAAAAUACUAGGAUUUCCCAUCAAAAUAGAUAAUAAGAAAUAUGCAAGAAAUGCGUUCUACUUUAACCUCUGUUUUGUUUGUGAUGCUGAGGCGAGAACAGUACAUUACGAGCCGGUAGUUAAGAAAAUGUCAGAUUUUUUGAUGGCACUGGAGAUAGAAAAUUGCUUUUUGUCUGGCUUGGAUGACAAAACAAGACUUUCUGAGAUGUUGAAACAAGUAAUGCAUGAUUUGAAUCUUCAUAAAAUGUGCACUUUAACAGAAGGUACAAUGACAUCGCAUUUAAAAGUUGUAAGGCUAGCUCCAGAGCCCAAGCCAGUGCUUGAUCAUCAAGUACCAAUAUUUCUAGAAGGUAGGGAAGCAUUUAGAAGCGAUCAAUGGGACUUAACUACUCAACAAGUGCUACCGUACAUUGAUGGUUUCAAUCAUGUUGCUCGUAUAGCAGCAGAAGCAGAUGUUGAGAAUAAUCUUGUGAAAAGCUGUGUACAAAAUCUUGUUUACUAUGGUGUAGUCACACUCAUUCCAAUAUUUCAGUACGGUAAUGUAUACGCGACUACGCCGAAGCUGAGAGAGCUCGCUGAAAAAAAAGAAUUGCAAAUGCGAUGCAUAGAGUACACUUCGAAAACGCCCAGACAGCCAGCGUACUUGCGAGACAUUUACCGCAUGUACGCCUCUAUGACACACGGAAGUAGCAUGAGAGAUCUGUGUCAACGACUGAAUCCACAAAAUUUGAGGAUAAACGAAAGGAGGCUCGUACAAUUUGGACUCAUUGAAGGACUUAUACGUCGUGUAUACAAGUAUCCAAUUCUAUUGCCGGGUAGUACGAGCGAGGAAGGCCGUAAUAAUCCAGUUUACAAGCAUUUCACAGGCACGAAUAACUUGGAUGAGAUCUGCUGCAGUACAGGCCAGACAACUGCGCAAAUCGAGGAAAUUGUCGAGCGCGAUCCCAGUGUAGUGAUGUUGUGGAAGUAAUCGUAGUGGCUUCAGCUGGACGCGGGACCACGAGCUGGAGCUCCGAACGCGGCUGCCGGCACUCGGUGUCUCUGGCACAUUCAGGCGCAGCGCGACGCAGCGGGCUUGUCGACUGUCAGCGUCGCACGUUUGUUCGAUACGAAUCGGGCAACGU